Molecule: messenger RNA, 3219 nt
Organism: Homalodisca vitripennis (glassy-winged sharpshooter)
Lineage: Eukaryota; Metazoa; Arthropoda; Insecta; Hemiptera; Cicadellidae
Gene: crm
Product: protein cramped
Exons: 17
Coding region: 394-2844 (816 amino acids)
Biological process (GO): pattern specification process
Cellular component (GO): nucleus
Molecular function (GO): chromatin binding
Source: RefSeq, a predicted model, not a curated record
AGACAUUCUUUGUUAUUUACCCGUUUUCAGAAAGUUAAUAGUAAAAUUAUAAAAGAACAAUUCAUCAAUUAUGACGUGGCGGGAUAAAAUUUAGAGUUUUGAAUGCAAUUGUUCACUGAAAAUCUUAAAUGCCACAAUGAUAAUAAUACCUUAAAUAAUUUAAUAAAAUAGCAGUUUUAUGAAGGUUUAGCAAAGCUUGCAGUUCGAGAUUGAGCAAUGUCGAGAUGUUUGUGUCGAGGAGGGAAACCAACAAACUACCGUUAUUUUCUGUAGAUUUUUCGACAAUUGAUAUUUCGAUGUUUUAUAUGUUGCACAAGGACAGUUUCUACUAGUUUUAUGUGAAAGCUGAGGUCUUCAGUUGAGCGCCAUAAUUCAUGAUCUGUGUUUUGAAGUAUGGAAGUAGAAUGUAAGUCUGAAGACAAUUCUUUAUCUUCGAGCAACUGUCCUGUGCUGAAUGGCAACGAGCCGCUGGGAUCCGUCACUCAGCAGCCAGACUCUGAGGGAGGCAUUCAACUAAGAACUAGCGCACGAGUAUCAAAGAAACUGAAACUUGAUUCUUUGGCUCAGAUUUCGACUGAUAAAAAAGAACUUAAUCAUGAGGAGGAGAGGAAAAUUGAAGUACCCGUGGGCAACGAAGGGAAGCCUCGAGCCAAACGAGUGGACUGGUCUACAGAGGACAAGUGUGCUUUCUUUGAGGCUCUGAAUGAAUAUGGCAAGGACAUUGAUGCCAUUCACAACUAUAUAAUUCAGAAAGCAAAACGGAGGGGUGGUCAAGAAACAAAAACAAAAGACCAAGUGAGAUUCUUCUAUUACAGAAUGUGGUCUAUUCUGUCAAAACACAUCACUUUUCCCUCCUACUUAAAGAAACAAACACAGGAACUUUAUGCAUUGAUCAACUUUGGUGAGCUUCGCAAGAAGAUCAGUCUGUCACACAAGAAACACUACGAGAAACUGAGUGAGAUGAUCUACAGUGGUUCCACUCAGCUCAAGUUUCGAGGAAAAGUGAGAAAACUGAGGACGCCUCUGUGUAAAGCCCUUAGAAAAAUCAACCAAAUUGAAGAGAGUUCGGAGGAACUGCGGUUGCCGUCAUGUGUGACGGUGGAGCUGAGACCCCGCUACAGCGAGGACUGGUGCCGUGUGCAGGCCCUGGCCCAGAAUCCUAGGGUGAGAUCAGUGCAGCCGCUACAUCGGCGGCUUGAGUCCCUCCUGGUGUAUCUGCAACAGCGCUGGCAGACUAGUGACCACAGACUUAUGGAGCAGCUGCUGAGUACGGUGGAGGCGGAGGAGGGGGAGCCCCAGGAGAGGGAGAACUGGAGGUUACAUGUAGGACCCAAGCCUGGCACACACGUCACCGAGCCCAGUGUACGGCUCAGUGAGACAGCCACAAGCUCCAAGUUGAGUUUGCUCGCGUAUGAAGAGCGCUUUCAUCCUAUGGCGAAACAAGUCCCCAGCCUUCUCCAGCAGUUGCCAGUGAUCCAUCGCAGCAAGGGGCGGGGAGUAAAGCGGCCAAGGACAGACAGUUUGUCAGACAAAGUAGGGAUGAGAGAGGGGGAAGAUGGUGGUGGUGGAGAGCUAGUAGGGGGGCGGGAAGCGACCAGGACACCGGGACUCGACUGUAUGGAGUCCGCCCAUGAGAACCAACUCCUCACCCUCAACUGCAUCACAGACAAUGCCCAGACAGAGGCUCUGCUCAGUCCUCACGUGAAUGGAGAGCUACAGCUAGUGAGUCCAGAGAAAGUAAGCGAAGGUGUCUGUCUGGAGCAGGCCCACAGCGGCUGGACCCAGGACACUGCGGGAGCUGUUCGGAUAGGAGACAUCUACAUGAUGUUUGGUGUGGACUCGAAGAUCCAGCUGGACUACUGGUGGGAGAGGUGCCCUCCUACUGACAGCUCCGCAGUCACUACUAGUGAAGUGGCGGGAACCACCUCUGCCAACCUUGCCCUAGCACUGCAGAAACUGCUCUCUGUCGCCAAGCUUCAGAUGUUCAAAUCCAAGGGUUCGUCUUCCAACUGCAUUGGUGCCGAUUCAAAGAUCAAUACUCCUAAGUCUCGUCUCUCUAAACCUAAGACUCACCUUGACGGUAUUCAGAAAGUGGACACACAACUCAAGUUCCAGGUUUGUCCUCUGCCUCUAGACGAGGUGUUUCGUCGCCCCAUCGUCGCUCCCAUCAACUCUCACAAGCUUUCCGACAACUCAAAUGUACAUUUUGAAAAGAUGCGGCCAAGGUAUUGUAACCGCCGAGGCAGACCUCGCCGACCACCCCCACCACAGCGGUCCGCCCAAGAUGUCAAGCCCCUGCUGCCCAAAGUCCCCCCCACUCUUAGUCUGGCAACUGGCGGACUGUUCAGUGCUGUCACUAGGCAAGGCUUCAAGCCUAUAGCUCCUGCCCCACCACCCUCUGCUACCGAGACCAGGCCUGCUCCAAUCACAAUCGACGUGAAGGUGGCAUCUGUGAGUGAAGUAGUAGAAGGGAUUGAGCGUGUUCCCUCCCCUCCCUCUCUCAGUAACCUGCUAGACGACCUUUCCCUCCCGUCCGUCAGUGGUUCUCGGCUCUCUACACCUGUACCAACCUUUGAGGGUUUGUUAGGAAAUGAGGCGAAUGUAAUGUCCUCAUCUUUAUCCAAGGACCAGUGGAUCAGUUCAGAGGUGGCGGACAUGUCCCUGAGUGGAUUCUCCUUCCUCAACAACAUGGACACUGACAUCAAGAACAUCUCUGACGACUCCCGUCUAUCAGAUAUGGACUCACAACUGAGAAAUCUGAUAAACCCAGACAACUCAACAGAUCUCAACGAUAUCAUCGCUGAUCUCACAGCCACCAUAAAGACCGACAAUGAACCGGACUAGAUCAGAGCUGACUGUGCCAGUGAUGUUUUUUGUGGUUUGCCAACUACAUUAUAUCUAUUUGUUCUGUUACCUUGUGUAUGUACAAUUUAAAAAAUACAACCAUUAUGCUAGGUAGUUAACAGAAUUUAUUUUUAAAGUAUUUUAAUUUUAUUCAGGCUAUGGUUGUACAUAUUUUUUAUUUACAUGUAAUACAAUAUGAAACAUAUUUUAUGUUUUAGAAAUAAGGCAGAAAUGCACUUAUGAAGUGUUCAGUAGAUAUAGUGACAAAGUCAUGUUUUACAUAGUGUAUAUUGUCCGUUCAUCCUUCUGUAAGCUACAACAGUUUCCAUAUUAAAUGUGCUAUAUCAUGUUAAAUCAUUAAAUUUUGUAGUUUUA